Messenger RNA from Prorocentrum cordatum, 1167 nucleotides. NCBI's taxonomy places the organism in Eukaryota, Dinophyceae, Prorocentrales, Prorocentraceae. The record is from the annotation of a GenBank genome assembly.
UGCAGCCAUGCGCACCUCGCAUGCUGUGGUGCUCGCGCGCUACUAUAGUGCCCGUGUGCAUGUACAGUGACGAUGUUUGGCACACCGCGGUGCUCGGAGGGAUAUGGCGACGCUCGCUUGCUCACUGCCUGCGCUCGCAGGCAUUGCGGCGAUCGCAUGGUAUCGUGGCGGUGGCAGGGACAGCAAAGUAUAGCGGUCGCAGAAAGCACACCACAUUGCAGUGUUCGCGGUCGCGCCGCGGUGUUCGCAGGCCCUUUCUGUGCCCACGGAGGACAACAAAAUGAGGACGAGGACGUGGAGGAAGGAGGCCGCAGGGAGCUUAUCACCAGCCGGUGUUGACACUCUCGGCCUCCAUGUUGGCUCAAGCUUUCUCGGACAGCCAUAUCUUCGCCCCAGCUGCUCUCCUGGCAUCCACCAAGGGGACGAUGGCCCUCCGCUCCAGCGUGCUCCCGACGGCCGUCGUGGCUGCCGUGUGCCUCCUGGCGCUGCGCGGCCUGCUCGCCCCCAGCCCGAGCCAGGCCUUCGCUGCGCCCGAGGCCGGCCUUACGCAGUCGGUGCACCGCCAGUGCAGGCCCGUGGCGGGCGGCGACCGCGCCCCUGCCUACGGCGCUGCCCCGGCCGUCCUGAGCACCGUCCCGGCGCGCCCGGGCGUCGCUGCGCACUUCAAGGUGACGUUGGAGACGCCGGACGGCACCCAGGAGUUCGAGUGCCCGGAGGACGUGUACAUCCUGGACCAGGCCGAGGAGGAGGGCCUCGAGUUGCCCUACUCCUGCCGCGCGGGCUCGUGCUCGAGCUGCGCGGGCAAGGUGCUGUCUGGCGAGAUUGACCAGUCGGACCAGGCCUUCCUGGACGAGGACCAGACGGGGGAGGGCUUCUGCCUCACGUGCGUGACGUACGCGACCUCGGACGUGACCAUCAAGACCCACUGCGAGGACGACCUGUAAGAUACCGAGCACGCGGCCAGAGCACACCAGUGACAAUGGUGCCGUUUUGCUCAUCUGCCUCAGUCGAUCCCCGUAACUUCAGCCCGAGCUCGGGCUAGCCUCAUUGUUUGCAGGAUUUUCUGACACUUGGGAUGCGCUCAAGGACGCGGAUGGCCCAAGUUUGCGUUUAUAGCUGCGGAGUGGCAUGGUGGUCACCGCCGGUGUUUGCCUGAUCACGGGGGAA